GGCUGGCGGUGGCUCCCGCCGGGACCAGGCGGGUGCUGCGGGCACCCCGAGCGAGGGGUGCUGGGGUGGGGGGGGAUGGAGCCGGAGGGGGAGCGGGGCUGGGAGCCCCGGCCGGGCGCUCGGCCCAAAACGGUCCCACGGGGCCAGGAGAGACCGCCCCGGGGUUCAGCGGGGACGGGAGGACCGCGCGAGCCCGGCGCGGCCGUGGGCCCCUCUGCCCUGGCCCCUGGGGUCCCUGCGGGCACGUCCCCCGGCUGGGGAGCACCCACCACCCCACCGCCCUCUGUUCCCCAAAGGAGUCCCGGAGAGGAGCGGGAGGGCCCCGUGGCGGGCAGAGAGACGCGCCUGAGAGUGGUGCUGAGGGUGCGGCCACUGACCUGCAGGGAGGCGCGGCGAGGAGACCGGCCGGUUGUGCACAGCCUUGGCGACGGCACCGUCCACGUGAGCGCGGCCAGGCACGAUGCCACCUUCGGGUUCAGCGCCGUGUUCGACGCGGGAGCCUCGCAGGAGGCCGUGUUCGAGGGCAGCGGGAUGAGGCAGCUGGUGGAGCUGGCGAUAGACGGCUUCUCCUGCACCGUCUUUGCCUUCGGGCAGACCGGCUCAGGGAAGACCUACACCCUGAUGGGACCCCCCACCCAGAGCGAGACCCAGCCGGCGGCCCCAGGGAUGCUGGGGCUGAUGCAGAGGUCCUUCGCCUGCCUCCUGGAGCAGAGCCGGAGCCGCGGCUCUGACCUGGCUCUCAGUGCCUCCUACCUGGAGAUCUAUAACGAGCAGGUAAGCGCCUGCCUGGCUGCUCAGCCAGGCCCUGCUGGCACCCUAUGCCUCCGCUCCCCCACUGCCUCCCCUCCGCCGUACUCCCAGGUCCGGGACCUGCUGAGCCCGGGACCACCGUGCUCCCUGCCCCUGCGGUGGAGCAAAACCCGUGGCUUCUACGUGGAGAACCAGCUCAGUGUGGACUUUGAGAGCCUGGAGGCCAUCAGUGACCUGCUCCAGCAAGGAUCGCAGAGGCGACGGACCUCAGCGCACACCCUCAACAGGCACUCGAGCCGCAGCCACGCUCUUCUGACCAUCCACGUCUGCAGCCGGGCUCCCAGUGCCUGCCCCAGCAAGCAGGGCAUGCUGUGCUUCGUGGACCUGGCCGGCAGUGAGCGGGUGAAGGAGACCGGCUCCAGCGGGGAGCUCUCCGUGGAGGCCAACAACAUCAACCGCAGCCUCCUGGCACUGGGACACUGCAUCUCUCUGUUGGCCAAACCCCGAGGGAAGCGGAUGCAUAUCCCCUACCGGGACAGCAAGCUCACCCGCCUGCUGGCCCGCUCCCUGGGCGGCUCAGGCAUCACCCUCAUGGUCGCCUGCAUCUCCCCAUCCUCGCGCUGCCUCUCGGAGACACUGAGCACGCUGCACUACGCCAGCCGGGCCCGGAGGGUCACCACCAGGCCCCUGGUCAACAGGGUGUCCCGGGAAAAGCUGCUGCAAACCUUGGAGGAAGAAAUCCAUGCCCUGCAGCUGGAAAACCUCUCCCUGCGCCAGCAGCUGUGCCUGCCCAGGGUACCGAUGAGGAGCACAGAGGUCCCAGGGACCCCGCCAAGGGUGGGGGCAUGGCCGGGCUGGGGAGGCAGGUAUGGCCCCACAGGGCUGUGUCGCUCCCCUCUUGAAGGGCAGCUCCCAUCAGAGGGAGCCCCAGCCUGGCCCAGCCUCUACAGCCUCCUGCGGGACUUUGUGGUGGAGAAUGAGCAGCUGAGGCAGCCCUGGCUGUCCCCAGACCCCAGCGGUGACAUCCCAGCUGGCCCAUCCUGCAGAGCCACCUGCAGCUCCUGUCACGGCCAGCCACCACUCCAGAGUGCCCGCGCCCCCCGUGUGCCCCCUGGCCACCCCACCAGGCUCCGGCAGCCCGACGUGACACCCACCUCUGGCCCCCGGCUGCCGGUGAGCAUGGGGGGCCCUUGGCUCCGCGGGUGUCCUCAUGUGGGGCCGUGCCCACGGCAGGGUGAGGAUGCACAAACCACCCACCCGCUGCUACCCCCUCUUGCAGAAGCUGCCUCCUGCCUCUGGCCGCCCCAGCUGCCCAGGGUGCCCCCAGUGCUGCCCCGGGCUGGCCGAUGCCACCGUGCCCCAGGUACGGCCCUGGGGUUCUCACCAGAGGGGGGUGGCACAGCGUGGCACAGCAGCCUCACUGCUCUGCUCACCCCCAGGCGCUGCCAGGGCCCCCCGCACCGCAGCCGGUCCCCGCCGAGGGAAGCGCCGGCGUUCUGCCACCUGGCCAGGAGGACACGGCUCUGCCUGGCUCCCACCAGCUCCCCGGGCACCCCCAGCCACAGCAGGGGAAGCGGUGAGUGCCGGGGCUGGAGGCUGCCCCCCCCAGGCAUCAGCUGCAGCUCAGCUGGGCUUUCAGGGGGGUGGCGGGGUGCCGGGUCAGGGUUUGUUCAUGUGUCCUCACGGCAGGAGCCGGGGCAGGAGCACGAACUCAUCUCAACGGCGCCCACUCCCCCGGGAGCUGCCAGGCCCCGAGCGCUGUCCCAGUCCCGAGGGAAGGGUCAUCCCUUCGGCACCACCAUGGCCGGGAUUGCCGGAGCCGAGAGCAGCUGCCGGCGCCGUCCCUCUCCUCCAGUGGGAAGAGGCACUGGACUGGCUGGCGGAGCAGAUCUGAGCGGCUGCAGCCACAGCUGCGCCGAGGAUGGGGCCAGCAGCGGGGACCUGGCACAGCCCACGCACAGCUAUACCCGGGAGGACAAGCACAGCCCUCGGGGACACAGGGAUCUCGGACUACGAGCACCGCACAGACCACAGGAUGGAUGGACAGACAGAUGGACAGGGCUCUCCAGCCUGCACGGCACUCACAGUUUAUUUCUGCCUAGCUAGGGGCCGUGCUGCCGGGCGGCUCGGGGCGGCCGCGCUCAGGUGCUCUCCUCCCCGGGCUGCGGACAGUCCAGCCAGUACUGGGCGAUGGAGCGCGGGUAGCGGGGCUGCACCAGGUCCACGCGCUUGGUGCGCAGGUUGACGCGGUAGUACUUGUC
Phalacrocorax carbo (great cormorant) is the source of this 3011-nucleotide messenger RNA. The record is from RefSeq and is a predicted model, not a curated record. NCBI's taxonomy places the organism in Eukaryota, Metazoa, Chordata, Aves, Suliformes, Phalacrocoracidae.